CCAGCACGCGGUGUACCCCGCACGUGCUUGGAACCGUCAGGCACCAUGACGGAAGUGGUCGAGAAUGAAGAGGAGAUCGAGAUGUGGAAGAUCCGCAAGCUCGUGAAAGGUCUCGAGGAAGCGCGAGGGAACGGAACGUCGAUGAUCUCGCUCGUGAUCCCGCCGAAAGGACAGAUCAACCUCACGUCGAAGAUGCUCGCGGACGAGAUGGGAACCGCGUCGAACAUCAAGUCGCGCGUGAACCGACAGUCCGUCCUCGGCGCCAUCGGCUCCGCGCAGACGCGCCUGAAACUCUACAACAAAGUCCCCCCGAACGGCCUCAUCAUCUACUGCGGCACCGUGCUCACGGAUGAGGGGAAGGAGAAGAAGGUGAACAUGGACUUUGAGCCGUUCAAGCCCAUCAACACGUCGCUGUACUUGUGCGAUAACAAGUUCCACACCGAGGCGCUGUCCGAACUUCUGCAGUCCGAUAACAAGUACGGGUUCCUCGUCAUGGAUGGGCACGGCUCGCUGUUCGGAACGCUGAACGGGAACCACAGAGAGGUGUUGCACAAGGUGUCCGUGGACCUGCCGAAGAAACACGGAAGAGGAGGGCAGUCCGCGCUUCGCUUCGCGCGUCUGCGUCUCGAGAAGAGGCAGAACUACGUCAGGAAGAUCGCGGAGAUGAUGACGCAGAUGUUCAUCACCGCUGAUAAGCCGAACGUGAACGGCCUCGUCCUCGCCGGAUCCGCGGACUUCAAGAACCAGCUCCUUCAGUCCGACUUGUUCGACAUUCGUCUGCAGCCCAUCAUCUUGAUGAUCGUGGACGUCUCCUACGGCGGCGAAAACGGUUUCAACCAAGCGAUUGAACUCAGCGCGGACGUCCUCGGGAACGUGAAGUUCAUCAAGGAGAAGAAGCUCAUCGGGAAGUACUUCGACGAGAUUAGCCAAGACAGCGGGAAGUACUGCUUCGGGCUUAAGGACACGCUCGCGUGUUUAGAGAUGGGCGCGAUCGAGACGCUCUUGGUUUGGGAAAACUUGGAGGUGAACCGGCACACGUUGCUGAACAAAUCGACGGACGUGGAGGAAAUCGUGAACCUCACCCAGGAGCAGGAGAAGGACGACUCGAACUUUAAGGACAAGGAGACCGGCGAGGACCUCGAGUCCACGCACAGCGAGUCCCUGCUAGAGUGGUUCGCGAACAACUACAAAAAUUUCGGGUGCGUGUUGGAGUUCGUCACGGACAAGUCCGAGGAGGGGUCGCAGUUCGUGAGAGGGUUCGGCGGGAUCGGCGGCAUGUUGCGGUACCAGGUCGAUCUCGCCGCGUUCGAGGUCGCGUCCGACGCGGGGACGUUCUCCGGCGAUGACUCGAGCGACGACGAGGGAUACAUCUGAUCAGGGGGGAGCGGCGCGGCUACCCCCGCCGACGAGCGACGCGACGGCGUUCGUCUCGUUUUUUGCGCUUUGCGCGAGUUGAAGAAGAGCGUCGACGGCUCGGUCGUCGUGUUUUAUUAGACUCUCUUUUAUAACAACGUUCGAAACAAUGCG
This is a messenger RNA of Micromonas pusilla CCMP1545, 1527 nucleotides long. RefSeq lists its product as uncharacterized. Gene Ontology annotation, biological process: cytoplasmic translational termination. Bases 46 to 1374 code for a protein of 442 amino acids. Gene Ontology annotation, cellular component: cytosol; translation release factor complex. The record is from RefSeq and is a predicted model, not a curated record. The transcript is spliced from 2 exons. Gene Ontology annotation, molecular function: sequence-specific mRNA binding; translation release factor activity, codon specific. Lineage: Eukaryota; Viridiplantae; Chlorophyta; Mamiellophyceae; Mamiellales; Mamiellaceae.